AUGGAGGUGACGGCGCUCUGCAGCAGGCUGAAUGUGACCUUUCCUCGUAUUGUUGUAUCCAGACUGCAGUUAUUUGAAUAUGAGUCUCUCUCUGUGAGUUGUGAGGGCUUUUUUAAUGAUCUGGUUGAGUGGAGGGUGAUGAGGAAGAUCAAGGGGAUCUCUACAAUAUGUAACACCGACUGGGAAACUAAAGGGCCCUGCACCAUUACUACUGUCUUCUCAAUGGACAGCGGAGAAUACUGGUGUGAAGCUGCAGGGAAGAGAAGCAGAGCGGUCAACAUCACAGUCACACUCAUCGACUCUGUGAUCCUGGAGAGUCCUGCUCUUCCUGUGACCGAGGGGGAAUCUGUGACUCUGAGCUGCAGAAACAAGGAGACGUCCUACUUAACAGCUGAUUUCUAUAAAGACGGCCUCCUCCUCCUCGUCAGAGAGAACUCAAUGACCAUCCGCAGAGUCUCCAAGUCUGAUGAAGGACUCUACAAGUGCAGCAUCUCUGGAGCUGGAGAGUCAGCAGAGAGCUGGCUGGCUGUCAGAGCCUUCGACUCUGUGACCCUGGAGAGUCCUGCUCUUCCUGUGAUGGAGGGAGAAUCUGUGACUCUGCGCUGCAGAAACAAGAAGACGUCCAACCUUGAAGCUGUCUUUUAUAAAGAUGGCCGACUCAUCAGCAGCAGCUCUACUGGAGAGACGAACAUCUACAGUGUUUCUAAAUCUGACGAAGGACUCUACAAGUGCAGCAUCCCUCAUGGUGGAGAGUCAGCAGAGAGCUGGCUGGCUGUCAGAGGACACCAGGAGGCCAGUCCUGUCCGUCCCUCUCCUCAUGUCUUCACUCUGCUGUGGAUCAUCGUUACCUUUGUUCUGCUGGCUCUGCUGCUGCUGUUCCUGCUGAUGCUUCACUUUACAAACCUCAAAGUUCACACAGGUUCUUCAGUCUCUCCUCCAUCUUUUCCAAUGGUCUCUCUUAUACAAACAGAGGAGGAUGAACCCCGGACUGCAGCUGUUUACUACACUCUGAGCAUGAGUAACUGA
Molecule: messenger RNA, 1026 nt
Organism: Centropristis striata (black sea bass)
Lineage: Eukaryota; Metazoa; Chordata; Actinopteri; Perciformes; Serranidae
Product: sialoadhesin-like
Exons: 8
Coding region: 1-1026 (341 amino acids)
Biological process (GO): cell surface receptor signaling pathway
Molecular function (GO): transmembrane signaling receptor activity
Source: RefSeq, a predicted model, not a curated record